Closterium sp. NIES-67 is the source of this 1259-nucleotide messenger RNA. Lineage: Eukaryota; Viridiplantae; Streptophyta; Zygnematophyceae; Desmidiales; Closteriaceae. The record is from the annotation of a GenBank genome assembly.
CACCGACUCGAUGCUGAUGGUGGACGUGAAGAAGGCCGGGUGGAACGCCAUGAAGUGCCACAAGGACCUCGGCGCGCCCGAGCAAGGCGCAUGCACGCCCGCGAACUGCAGCAAGGGCGGCAUCCCCGCCAAGUGGAAGACGUCCAACCUUCUUAAGAACAAACUCGGCGUGGAGGUCUAUGUUAAGGGCAACCCUCUCACUCUUAAGAAGGCGUCUCCCCAGACGUGCUGCAACACGUGCGCAUCGUACAAGAGCUGCACGUACUGGCAGUACAUCCCCGACAUCACCAUCGACGGCAAGAAGUCGGACGGUGUGUGCUACCUCGUGCACGACGACAUCGACUACUCGUGCGGCGAGCUCACCGCUCAGUACGCUACCGACACGAAGCCAAUCGCCCUGCAGGUGCGCACGGGCGGUUAGUGCAACCCCGCGGCGAACAUCGUGAACGACCCCCAUCUGGUGGGUGCGUUCGGCACCCACUUCGACUUCAACGGCCGCCCCGACAAGGCUUUCUGCCUUCUCACCGACCGCGACCUCCAUGUGAACAUGCUGCUCCGCGGGUACUACUCGGACGACACGGAGAACGCGGCGCUGGUGGUGGACGGCAAGGCCGUGCACACGUGGAUCAAGGAGCUCGGCCUCGUGUGGUUCGCCAAGGGCGCCGACCACAAGGUGCGCCUGGCGGCCCGCGGCGGCAAGCAGCAGGAGCGUGGCGACGGGUUCAUGAAGACGAUCGAGAUCGACGGCGAGGAGAUCCCCAAGAUGACCGUCGGCGACGAAGUGACAUCCGAGGGCGGCCUCACCCUGCGGUUCGCGGCGCUCGAGAAGGAGGGUCCCUAUGACGUGGACUACUACACGCUCACGAUCGACGGGCUCGUUUCCCUGGACCUGAGGCUGCGCGUGGCGAACCCGAAGCUGCAGACCCCCAACGACGCGGAGGCGCAAAUCAACGUGGGCAUCGUGGAGCUGGAGCACACCGACGACGUGCACGGCGUGCUCGGCCAGACCUACCGCCCCGACCACGCCGCUCGCGCCGCCGACUUCCAGCGCCUGAUCGCGAACCUGCACCGUCCGAUCUCGUCCGACAGCGAGGAGGGCGUUGGAUUCCUGGACAGCACUCCCCGGUCGUACGAGUCGAGCUCGGUGCUGUCCGUGGACUGCGCGCACGCCGAGUGCCACCGCGCCAAGCAGCUGAGCCCCGUCGAGGAGUUCCCCAUGGAGCCCCUCAACUGAGCAUGCGCGGCGGUUUCGAUAUAGU